Molecule: messenger RNA, 1418 nt
Organism: Eremomyces bilateralis CBS 781.70
Lineage: Eukaryota; Fungi; Ascomycota; Dothideomycetes; Eremomycetales; Eremomycetaceae
Exons: 2
Coding region: 376-1284 (302 amino acids)
Molecular function (GO): FMN binding
Source: RefSeq, a predicted model, not a curated record
UCUACAAGACAGCGACAAAAUUUGGUUUUCUUAGUGGACUGGUUAGUGUCACCGAUGAUAGAUUGGUUCAAGGAGAUUGGAACAUCUGCGACCAACCGGAAUCGUCCCCGAAGUCUAUCGAACUUUCCGAUGCGGUACCUGUAGCCUGUAUCAGAGUGGCGGAUGCACGCAACGAGGACUGUUCGCAUUGGAAAAAUUCUUGCAAAAAGCCUCGUAGGGUUCCAAGAUCUAGAUGUAUCGACCUUGCCGCAGUAUCGACGGAUAAACGUCGAAGUUUGACACCUGUUGCAAAAUAGCAGCUGCCUUCUAAGGAUUUGUUAAUAUUCCUCUCCCCCCUACGGGUACUUUCCGGUAGUUACUUUGGUUCUCUAAAUCAUGGCUUUUUCCCAAAUCACGAACCUCCACGUCGAGGCAUUCGACAAGGAAGCGUUGGUCCAACGGAACCCACAUGCCGAGUUUCCAGCCGUCGAGGCCUCUCGUCCUGACUACGAUCCGUCCAAAUUCUGGGAGUACAGCAAAACCCCUAAACCGAACUGGAAGCCGGGAAGUGGUUCUAUAUGCGAUGCAUGGAAGUCGCAUACUCUCAUUGCCAUCGAUCCCGAUUCGCCAAACCGGACACAGAAUCAGAACUACAAGUUGAUGAUUUCAUCCACGGUUCCACGGCCCAUUGCUCUCGUCAGCACAGUAUCACGAGAGGGUGUACAUAACCUGGCCCCGUUUUCCUACUUCAACACCGUCAGUGUGGAUCCACCGCUUUACUCCGUCAGCUUCGUGGGGACAGAAGCCAAUGACAGCUUGACCAACGUUCUCGACUCUGGGGAGUGCUGCAUCUCUAUCGUCAGCGACUGGUUUCUCGAAGCAGCAAACAUGACGUCGGUGAACACCCCUCCACACGUGAGCGAAUGGCCACUAUCCGGACUGCAUCCAGUCCAUUCGCACAUGGUCAAGCCACCUCAUGUGGGAGAAUCGGCGUUCAGCAUCGAAUGCCAUGUGCACAGCACUAUCCCAAUCUACUCCCAGAGAGAAGUCCACGACGACGGACGUAAAGUGAGGACAGCUACCAUGGUAUUGUUUCGGGCAGUUAUGUACCAUGUGCGAGACGACGCCAUCAACGAUCGAAUGGAAACAGUAGAUAUUGGGGUGCUAAGGCCGGUAUGGAGAGGAGGAGGUAUUACAUAUGGCAGUUGUUUUGGCGGUUGGGAGACAGAAAGACCGAAGGCCUUUAGACAUCUAGUGGAGCAGGAGGAUGUCAAAGCUGUGCUUAACCAAUUGCAAGUUUCAUAGACGUCGAUAGAACCAAGAUCUCUCUGGAUGAUCUCUCUGGGUGUUCGAGUCCAUGUGGCAGACUCCACGCCUUUGGAAUCGUGUUACUCCGGGAGUAUGUGUGGAAUCAAAGUGCUCAGUGACGCAAGUUCUAU